Molecule: messenger RNA, 3227 nt
Organism: Gymnodraco acuticeps
Lineage: Eukaryota; Metazoa; Chordata; Actinopteri; Perciformes; Bathydraconidae
Gene: tmem243b
Product: transmembrane protein 243, mitochondrial b
Exons: 5
Coding region: 405-758 (117 amino acids)
Source: RefSeq, a predicted model, not a curated record
CUUCUUCUAAAUGUCUUAUUUUCAAUGUAGUUCUGGCAGGUUAGCUUAGCAUCGUUAGCUACCUGCUUUAGAGUUGGCCUCGUAACGGGUAAAGCUCAAGUUAGCUAACACUACAGAAGGUAGCCUUAAUGGUGUCGUUUAUAUUCGUUAUUUUAUACCUGACUUGUAGGAUGAACUGAUAUAGUGUGUAGUUUCGGUUUAUUCUAUUCACUUAAAGAUAAAGAAUCCCACCCACCUGAUGAUCCGAGUCUCCCACUCUGCUGACGCCGUGCAGCGGGACGCAGACGGAGGCUAGCUUGUGAGCUAGCUAGCAUGCAGCACUGGCCCGGGGUCUCCAAGAGGAGGCGCAGCUGAGAGGGCGGGGGGGGGGCGCUGCAGAGGGUUUGGUGUCUACAGAGCCGGCCAUGGAUGACUUCAGCACCAGGACGUACGGCACCAGCGGCCAGGACAACAGGCCUCUGUUCGGGGAGACCUCGGCGCGGGAUCGAAUCGUCAACCUGGCUGUGGGGGGAGUCACGUCUCUGGUUGUUUUAGUGACUGUUAUCAGUUCUUUUGUGUUCCCCUCGUUACCUCCGCGACCGCUUAAUGUCUUCUUUGCCGUGUGCAUCCUGUUAGCAUGUGGAUCUAAUAUAAUGCUGAUAUACUGGUACCGGCAGGGUGAUCUGGAGCCUAAAUUCAGGAACCUGAUUUACUACAUGCUGGCAUCCAUCCUGCUGCUGUGUCUAUGUGCCAACCUCUACUUCCACGAUGGCAGGUGAAGGUGAAGAGGAAGAGGAAGAAGGGAAGACAUGGCCUUGACACAUGAAGGACUACAUGGACAGCAGGGCUCAUCUCAAUCUAACUUUUCCCAGCUGACCCGCAGCAAACUGGAGAUACUUGGACCAAAACCAGUGAAGCUUCUAAUGGUUCCAGCUGGAGGAAAACUUGUCAGACCUGUUGGUGCUGAAACACAAAGCACUGAACACACACACCCACACACACACUGUGUUACAGUGUAGAAAUCAUGUACUUAUAGAGGCCAAAACUCUGCCUGGAGACACACUGCUGGAGGGUGAAACAGGUGUGUCUACAUGCUCAUUUAUUUCAUUUCUUUCUCAUAAUAACACACUCUUAAAGUCAUGCAGGAAAACAUUGUGUUUGAUAUCAUGAUGCAAUAGUUAAAGGAAAAAUCUGCCUGUUCGUCUGGUUUUUGUAGGUCAUAUCUCUUCUGUGUCAUUUUGAACUUGGUAUCUUAUCUAAGUUGCUCAUUAACUAAAUGAAUAUCUUCAGAACGUUGGAGUAUAAUAGUGAAAUUGUGAAUACAGUCAUUGAUGGAGGGCCCCAAUGGUCUUCACCUACAAAAUGUAUGUAUUAUGUUCCUCUAAACUCCAAUCAGAUGCCAUCUUUUGAUUUAAUGGUGCAUUCAGGGUCAAAGAAUAUUAAGUCAUAUGAACUUGACAAAUGGAAAAGCCAGUGUGAGGUGCAAAUGCUGGAAGCGGAGACGUGAUAUCUCCCAAAUCUGUAGUAUAUAUAAAAACUAUAGAGUAUGUACUGCAAACAUUGUCAUGUCUGAGUUUAGGGUAGCAACCAGCAAAAGAAGCGGGUUGUUAUUUCGAUCAUUCCAAUCAUUAUUAAGAAUAUAAAAUGUCAGAAAAUAAUAAAAAAUGACCUGAGAAAAGUGGUCAUCUUUGAACGUCUGAAUCGGAGAAUAAUUGUACAGAAAGUGUUUGAUAAUUGCUUUAUUAAUGAAUGAAUGGUCCAAGUAAUGGAUUUUAUUUAUAAAUCAACAAACUAUGCUUCCGCUUCUCAACACAUCAGUAAAUUGUUUAUCAUUUCCACUUCAAUUCUUGUAUUUAAACCUAUGAUUUAAACCUAUGUCAGGCAUUUUUGAGUUGACAAAUUUCUCCUGAAUGCUCCAUUAUAGAAUCUGUGAAUUACUAUAUUUGAAUUUAUGCUUUCAAAAUUGAUUUUUUUUUCCACAUACAUUGUUGCCUCAUUUGCCAACUGUUGUUUUAAAAUAUUUGAACAUGGUGGGUUUUUCCUUUCAGCAGGAAGUAAAUGAUGAGCAUGUAAACACUCCGCAGCAGUAUUCAGUACUGUAGACUCUAGUAACAAAGUAGCUAACAAAGCAAUAGCACAAGCAGCUUCUGUGACAAAUAUAUGCAACACUUUGUAUGUUUUAUCUUUCUCUGUCACUGCUUAUCUGAUUAUCGCUGUGGAUUUCAUUCAUUUUCCACUUCUAAGAGGAUUUUUUAGAAUUGAAAUGCUGAAUUACACUGACUCACUGCCAAUCCUUGCACUAAGUAUUGGUACACACUUUAGUCGAAGCCAUGCAUUGCACACACAGCUGUAGCACAAAUGGGAACAAUAAUUGUUGUACACUGAAUUACCCCAGAUAUUUAGUAACUAUAUCACAUUGAUGUGUCCGCCAUUUAUAUUUUUGCACUAAUUAUUCUGCCAUUCACAAAUCUGAGCUGGGUUUUUUCCAGAAGUAGCUUUAAUUUUGACUGUUUGAUUCGCUGUCUCUUUGUUUUGCAUUUAAAUAAGAAUUAUAAUCAUUGAAACAUUCUGUAUUUUAGCUCAGAGCUAACCGUGUUAUAAAGAGGUUUGUUUAUGUUUUUGCAGGUUAGGGAAACACUACGGUUUACAGACGUGACCCGUGACAUGCAAACAGAAUAGUUGAACUAAAGCCAGACUGUCUCCAAAUGUAGCUCAGCACUAAAGUUGAGUGGAUUUUGGGACGAAUUCGUUUUAAGUACACUUUCAAACUUUCCCAAAGCCCAAUGUGAUGAUUUUCAAUUAUUACCUGAAGUCCAAGACCAAAAUACAUUUAAUUUACUGUCAGAAGACCAGCAAAUAUUCACAUUUGAAAACUGGAAGCCAGAUAACCGUUGUCAUUGCUUUAAAGAAAAUGGCUUGAACAAUUAAUCAAACAGCCGUAUUCUCACUUUCUGCCAAAAAACUAAUUCUGGUGUCAUGUUUGGUCACAGGAAAUACCAAGUGUCAAAAGUUGAUCGUAAAACAAGAUUUCAUCAAGAAAUGCCAUAAGACUAAAAGUGUUCCUCUGAAUACGUUAUAAAGUGAAAAAUAUGAAAUGUAUCAUGACUUCUAAUGUUUUCCAGCUUUGCUCCUCCAAUGACAAACAUCUCAGUGCUAUACAAACUGAGGAGUCGACCUCACCACAACUUUAGGAUCGUCAAAGCCAUGUAUUUCAUUGUUUUAUGGAAUAAAUAAUCCUGUACCCUGAA